AUCAUUAACAGUGUAAAGCUGGAGGAUGCUGGGAACUACACCUGCGUGGCUACAAGUGCAGGAGUGUCCAGCGUUGAGCAUAGAAGUCGAGUAGUGAUAAAGAAAGUUCAUCCUGGUGUUGCUCUUCAUCCGGGACCUCACUACAUCGCUGAAGGAAGUAAUUUCAGUUUUCCAGCCUGUCACGUGACUGGCGACCCAGUCCCAAUUGUCACCUGGAGGAAAUCAUCGGGUAAGUUACCCCAGGGGAGGAUGCAGUAUAACAACAGUGCUUUACAGAUCUCAGAUGUCCGUAAAAGCGACUCUGAUACGUAUCUCUGCUCAGCCGUCAACCUGGUAGGAAGUGAUGAAAGAAAAACUCUUUUGGUCGUUGUUCCUCCUCCUCGUUUCACUUUAAAACCGUCUGUGAAGGUGGUUGCCUCUCUUGGCAACAAUUUGACGCUGAAAUGUAGCGCCACCGGUGAUCCACAACCUGUCAUCAGUUGGAAAAGACAAGGAGUGAAAUUGCCAGUUGGGCGGAGUCACGUGUCAAAAGAAGCGCUGAUUAUUAACAGUGUAAAGCUGGAGGAUGCUGGGAACUACACCUGCGUGGCUACAAGUGCAGGAGUGUCCAGCGUUGAGCAUAGAAGUCGAGUAGUGGUCGAACCAGUUCGUCUUGUCAAUGGCGGAGCAUCCUUUGGCCGUGUUGAGGUUUAUUACAAUGGAUCAUGGGGCACAGUCUGCGAUGAUAGCUGGGAUAUCAAUGAUGCUAAUGUGGUAUGUCGUCAGCUUGGCUUCUUUCGUGCAUCCAGGGCUCCUAUCCUAGCAGAGUACGGUCAGGGGUCUGGCACAACCUGGAUGGAUGACGUCAGAUGUCAAGGAGGAGAGGCAUCCCUACUACUCUGUACUCACAAUGGAUGGGGAUCUGAGAACUGUGGUCAUAGCGAGGAUGCAAGUGUGGAGUGCGAAGUAGUUCGUUUAGUCAAUGGCGGAACAUUAUACGGCCGAGUUGAGGUUUAUUUCAGUGGACAAUGGGGCACAGUGUGUGAUGAUGGCUGGGAUAUCAAGGAUGCUAAUGUGGUGUGUCGUGAGCUGGGCUUUUCUCGUGCAUCCGGGUCUCCUCAUGGAGCUAAAUAUGGUCAGGGGUCUGGUACUAUUGCGAUACAUGACGUCAAUUGCCAUGGAAGAGAGGCAUCGCUACUAGAGUGUCCUCUUGUUGGGUGGGGAACAUCUGACUGUAGUCAUAGCAAGGAUGCAAGUGUGGAGUGUGAAGUAAUGGUUCGUUUAGUCAAUGGCAGAGCAUCUUAUGGCCGUGUUGAGGUUUAUUACAGUGGGCAGUGGGGAACAGUGUGUGAUAAUUCCUGGGAUAUCAAUGAUGCUAAUGUGGUAUGUCGUCAGCUUGGCUUCUUUCGUGCAUCCGGGGCUCCCAGGGGAGCAACGUACGGUCAGGGGUCUGGUACUAUCUGGAUGGAUAGAGUCGUUUGUCGAGGAGAUGAGGCAUCGCUACAAGAGUGUCCUCAUAAUAGAUGGAGAACAUCUGGCUGUAGUCAUAGCAAGGAUGCAAGUGUGGAGUGUGAAGGAGUUCGUUUAGUCAGUGGUGGACAAUUUUAUGGCCGUGUUGAGGUUUAUCACAGUGGACAAUGGGGCACAGUGUGUGAUGAUGACUGGGAUAUCAAUGAUGCUAAUGUGGUAUGUCGUGAGCUGGGCUUCUCCCGAGCUUCCAGUGCACCUCGUGAAGCGAAAUACGGUCAGGGGUCUGGUACUAUCUGGAUGGAUGGCAUCAAUUGUCAAGGAGAUGAGGCAUCGCUACUAGAGUGCCCCUAUGAAUUAGAUACAUCUGAUUGUAGUCAUAGCGACGAUGCAAGUGUUGAGUGUGAAGUAAUGGUUCGUUUGGUCAAUGGCGGAGCAUCUUAUGGCCGUGUUGAGGUUUAUUACAGAGGGCAAUGGGGCACAGUUUGUGAUAAUUAUUGGGAUAUCAAUGAUGCUAAUGUGGUAUGUCGUCAGCUUGGCUUCUUUCGUGCAUCCGGGGCUCCCAGGAGAGCAAAGUACGGUCAGGGGUCUGGUACAGUCUGGAUGAAUAGAGUCGCUUGUCAAGGAGGAGAGGCAUCGCUACAGCAGUGUAGUCGUGGAAGAUUGGGAACAGCUGACUGUAGUCAUAGCAAGGAUGCAAGUGUGGAGUGUUCAGCAGUUCGCUUAGUCAAUGGCGGAGCAUUAUAUGGCCGUGUUGAGGUUUAUUACAGUGGGGAAUGGGGAACAGUGUGUGAUAAUCACUGGGAUAUCAAUGAUGCUAAUGUGGUAUGUCGUGAGCUGGGCUUCUCCCGAGCAUCCGGGGCUCCUCGUCAAGCAAAAUACGGUCAGGGGUCUGGUACUAUCUGGAUGGAUGGCGUCAAUUGUCAAGGAGAUGAAGCAUCGUUACGAGAGUGUACCUAUGACGCGGAUACAUCUGACUGUAGUCAUAGCGAGGAUGCGAGUGUUGAGUGUGAAGUAAUGGUUCGUUUAGUCAAUGGUGGAGCAUCUUAUGGCCGUGUUGAGGUUUAUUACAGUAGGCAGUGGGGCACAGUGUGUGAUGAUUACUGGGAUAUCAAUGAUGCUAAUGUGGUAUGUCGUCAGCUUGGCUUCUUUCGUGCAUCCGGGGCUCCCAGGAGAGCAACGUACGGUCGGGGGUCUGGUACAAUCUGGAUGAAUAGAGUCGCUUGUCAAGGAGGAGAGGCAUCGCUACAGCAGUGUAGUCGUGGAAGAUUGGGAACAGCUGACUGUAGUCAUAGCAAGGAUGCAAGUGUGGAGUGUUCAGCAGUUCGCUUAGUCAAUGGCGGAGCAUUAUAUGGCCGUGUUGAGGUUUAUUACAGUGGGGAAUGGGGAACAGUGUGUGAUAAUCACUGGGAUAUCAAUGAUGCUAAUGUGGUAUGUCGUGAGCUGGGCUUCUCCCGAGCAUCCGGGGCUCCUCGUCAAGCAAAAUACGGUCAGGGGUCUGGUACUAUCUGGAUGGAUGGCGUCAAUUGUCAAGGAGAUGAAGCAUCGUUACGAGAGUGUACCUAUGACGCGGAUACAUCUGACUGUAGUCAUAGCGAGGAUGCGAGUGUUGAGUGUGAAGUAAUGGUUCGUUUAGUCAAUGGUGGAGCAUCUUAUGGCCGUGUUGAGGUUUAUUACAGUAGGCAGUGGGGCACAGUGUGUGAUGAUUACUGGGAUAUCAAUGAUGCUAAUGUGGUAUGUCGUCAGCUUGGCUUCUUUCGUGCAUCCGGGGCUCCCAGGAGAGCAACGUACGGUCGGGGGUCUGGUACAAUCUGGAUGAAUAGAGUCGCUUGUCAAGGAGGAGAGGCAUCGCUACAGCAGUGUAGUCGUGGAAGAUUGGGAACAGCUGACUGUAGUCAUAGCAAGGAUGCAAGUGUGGAGUGUUCAGCAGUUCGCUUAGUCAAUGGCGGAGCAUUAUAUGGCCGUGUUGAGGUUUAUUACAGUGGGGAAUGGGGAACAGUGUGUGAUAAUCACUGGGAUAUCAAUGAUGCUAAUGUGGUAUGUCGUGAGCUGGGCUUCUCCCGAGCAUCCGGGGCUCCUCGUCAAGCAAAAUACGGUCAGGGGUCUGGUACUAUCUGGAUGGAUGGCGUCAAUUGUCAAGGAGAUGAAGCAUCGUUACGAGAGUGUACCUAUGACGCGGAUACAUCUGACUGUAGUCAUAGCGAGGAUGCGAGUGUUGAGUGUGAAGUAAUGGUUCGUUUAGUCAAUGGUGGAGCAUCUUAUGGCCGUGUUGAGGUUUAUUACAGUAGGCAGUGGGGCACAGUGUGUGAUGAUUACUGGGAUAUCAAUGAUGCUAAUGUGGUAUGUCGUCAGCUUGGCUUCUUUCGUGCAUCCGGGGCUCCCAGGAGAGCAACGUACGGUCGGGGGUCUGGUACAAUCUGGAUGAAUAGAGUCGCUUGUCAAGGAGGAGAGGCAUCGCUACAGCAGUGUAGUCGUGGAAGAUUGGGAACAGCUGACUGUAGUCAUAGCAAGGAUGCAAGUGUGGAGUGUUCAGCAGUUCGCUUAGUCAAUGGCGGAGCAUUAUAUGGCCGUGUUGAGGUUUAUUACAGUGGGGAAUGGGGAACAGUGUGUGAUAAUCACUGGGAUAUCAAUGAUGCUAAUGUGGUAUGUCGUGAGCUGGGCUUCUCCCGAGCAUCCGGGGCUCCUCGUCAAGCAAAAUACGGUCAGGGGUCUGGUACUAUCUGGAUGGAUGGCGUCAAUUGUCAAGGAGAUGAAGCAUCGUUACGAGAGUGUACCUAUGACGCGGAUACAUCUGACUGUAGUCAUAGCGAGGAUGCGAGUGUUGAGUGUGAAGUAAUGGUUCGUUUAGUCAAUGGUGGAGCAUCUUAUGGCCGUGUUGAGGUUUAUUACAGUAGGCAGUGGGGCACAGUGUGUGAUGAUUACUGGGAUAUCAAUGAUGCUAAUGUGGUAUGUCGUCAGCUUGGCUUCUUUCGUGCAUCCGGGGCUCCCAGGAGAGCAACGUACGGUCGGGGGUCUGGUACAAUCUGGAUGAAUAGAGUCGCUUGUCAAGGAGGAGAGGCAUCGCUACAGCAGUGUAGUCGUGGAAGAUUGGGAACAGCUGACUGUAGUCAUAGCAAGGAUGCAAGUGUGGAGUGUUCAGCAGUUCGCUUAGUCAAUGGCGGAGCAUUAUAUGGCCGUGUUGAGGUUUAUUACAGUGGGGAAUGGGGAACAGUGUGUGAUAAUCACUGGGAUAUCAAUGAUGCUAAUGUGGUAUGUCGUGAGCUGGGCUUCUCCCGAGCAUCCGGGGCUCCUCGUCAAGCAAAAUACGGUCAGGGGUCUGGUACUAUCUGGAUGGAUGGCGUCAAUUGUCAAGGAGAUGAAGCAUCGUUACGAGAGUGUACCUAUGACGCGGAUACAUCUGACUGUAGUCAUAGCGAGGAUGCGAGUGUUGAGUGUGAAGUAAUGGUUCGUUUAGUCAAUGGUGGAGCAUCUUAUGGCCGUGUUGAGGUUUAUUACAGUAGGCAGUGGGGCACAGUGUGUGAUGAUUACUGGGAUAUCAAUGAUGCUAAUGUGGUAUGUCGUCAGCUUGGCUUCUUUCGUGCAUCCGGGGCUCCCAGGAGAGCAACGUACGGUCGGGGGUCUGGUACAAUCUGGAUGAAUAGAGUCGCUUGUCAAGGAGGAGAGGCAUCGCUACAGCAGUGUAGUCGUGGAAGAUUGGGAACAGCUGACUGUAGUCAUAGCAAGGAUGCAAGUGUGGAGUGUUCAGCAGUUCGCUUAGUCAAUGGCGGAGCAUUAUAUGGCCGUGUUGAGGUUUAUUACAGUGGGGAAUGGGGAACAGUGUGUGAUAAUCACUGGGAUAUCAAUGAUGCUAAUGUGGUAUGUCGUGAGCUGGGCUUCUCCCGAGCAUCCGGGGCUCCUCGUCAAGCAAAAUACGGUCAGGGGUCUGGUACUAUCUGGAUGGAUGGCGUCAAUUGUCAAGGAGAUGAAGCAUCGUUACGAGAGUGUACCUAUGACGCGGAUACAUCUGACUGUAGUCAUAGCGAGGAUGCGAGUGUUGAGUGUGAAGUAAUGGUUCGUUUAGUCAAUGGUGGAGCAUCUUAUGGCCGUGUUGAGGUUUAUUACAGUAGGCAGUGGGGCACAGUGUGUGAUGAUUACUGGGAUAUCAAUGAUGCUAAUGUGGUAUGUCGUCAGCUUGGCUUCUUUCGUGCAUCCGGGGCUCCCAGGAGAGCAACGUACGGUCGGGGGUCUGGUACAAUCUGGAUGAAUAGAGUCGCUUGUCAAGGAGGAGAGGCAUCGCUACAGCAGUGUAGUCGUGGAAGAUUGGGAACAGCUGACUGUAGUCAUAGCAAGGAUGCAAGUGUGGAGUGUUCAGCAGUUCGCUUAGUCAAUGGCGGAGCAUUAUAUGGCCGUGUUGAGGUUUAUUACAGUGGGGAAUGGGGAACAGUGUGUGAUAAUCACUGGGAUAUCAAUGAUGCUAAUGUGGUAUGUCGUGAGCUGGGCUUCUCCCGAGCAUCCGGGGCUCCUCGUCAAGCAAAAUACGGUCAGGGGUCUGGUACUAUCUGGAUGGAUGGCGUCAAUUGUCAAGGAGAUGAAGCAUCGUUACGAGAGUGUACCUAUGACGCGGAUACAUCUGACUGUAGUCAUAGCGAGGAUGCGAGUGUUGAGUGUGAAGUAAUGGUUCGUUUAGUCAAUGGUGGAGCAUCUUAUGGCCGUGUUGAGGUUUAUUACAGUAGGCAGUGGGGCACAGUGUGUGAUGAUUACUGGGAUAUCAAUGAUGCUAAUGUGGUAUGUCGUCAGCUUGGCUUCUUUCGUGCAUCCGGGGCUCCCAGGAGAGCAACGUACGGUCGGGGGUCUGGUACAAUCUGGAUGAAUAGAGUCGCUUGUCAAGGAGGAGAGGCAUCGCUACAGCAGUGUAGUCGUGGAAGAUUGGGAACAGCUGACUGUAGUCAUAGCAAGGAUGCAAGUGUGGAGUGUUCAGCAGUUCGCUUAGUCAAUGGCGGAGCAUUAUAUGGCCGUGUUGAGGUUUAUUACAGUGGGGAAUGGGGAACAGUGUGUGAUAAUCACUGGGAUAUCAAUGAUGCUAAUGUGGUAUGUCGUGAGCUGGGCUUCUCCCGAGCAUCCGGGGCUCCUCGUCAAGCAAAAUACGGUCAGGGGUCUGGUACUAUCUGGAUGGAUGGCGUCAAUUGUCAAGGAGAUGAAGCAUCGUUACGAGAGUGUACCUAUGACGCGGAUACAUCUGACUGUAGUCAUAGCGAGGAUGCGAGUGUUGAGUGUGAAGUAAUGGUUCGUUUAGUCAAUGGUGGAGCAUCUUAUGGCCGUGUUGAGGUUUAUUACAGUAGGCAGUGGGGCACAGUGUGUGAUGAUUACUGGGAUAUCAAUGAUGCUAAUGUGGUAUGUCGUCAGCUGGGCUUCUUCCGUGCAUCGAGGGCUCCUCAUGGAGCAGAGUACGGUCGGGGGUCUGGUACAACCUGGAUGGAUAACGUCAGAUGUAAAGGAGAAGAGGCAUCCCUGCUACUCUGUGCUCACAAUGGAUGGGGAUCUGAGAACUGUGAUCAUGAGGAGGAUGCAAGUGUGGAGUGUGUAGCAGUUCGUUUAGUCAAUGGCGGAGCAUUAUACGGCCGAGUUGAGGUUUAUUUCAGUGGACAAUGGGGCACAGUGUGUGAUGAUGCCUGGGAUAUCAAUGAUGCUAAUGUGGUGUGCCGUGAGCUGGGCUAUUCUCGUGCAUCCGGGGCUUCUACUGGAGCAAAGUACGGUCAGGGGUCUGGUACUAUCUGGAUGGAUGGCGUCAAUUGUCAAGGAGAAGAAGCAUCGCUACGAGAGUGUACCUAUGACGCGGAUACAUCUGACUGCAGUCAUAGCGACGAUGCAAGUGUUGAGUGUGAAGUAAUGGUUCGUUUAGUCAAUGGCGGAGCAUCUUAUGGCCGUGUUGAGGUUUAUUACAGUGGACAAUGGGGCACAGUGUGUGAUAAUUCCUGGGAUAUCAAUGAUGCUAAUGUGGUAUGUCAUCAUCUUGGCUUCCGUCGUGCAACCCGGGCUCCCAGGGGAGCAAAGUAUGGUCAAGGGUCUGGUACAAUCUGGAUGAGUAACGUCGCUUGUCAAGGAGGAGAGGCAUCGCUACAACAGUGUCCUCGUGGAAGAGUGGGAACAUCUGACUGUAGUCAUAGCGAGGAUGCAAGUGUGGAGUGUGAAGCAGUUCGUUUAGUCAAUGGCGGAGCAUUAUAUGGCCGUGUUGAGGUUUAUCACAGUGGGGAAUGGGGCACAGUGUGUGAUGAUGCCUGGGAUAUCAAUGAUGCUAAUGUGGUGUGCCGUGAGCUGGGCUAUUCUCGUGCAUCCGGGGCUUCUACUGGAGCAAAGUACGGUCAGGGGUCUGGUACUAUCUGGAUGGAUGGCGUCAAUUGUCAAGGAGAAGAAGCAUCGCUACGAGAGUGUACCUAUGACGCGGAUACAUCUGACUGCAGUCAUAGCGACGAUGCAAGUGUUGAGUGUGAAGUAAUGGUUCGUUUAGUCAAUGGCGGAGCAUCUUAUGGCCGUGUUGAGGUUUAUUACAGUGGACAAUGGGGCACAGUGUGUGAUAAUUCCUGGGAUAUCAAUGAUGCUAAUGUGGUAUGUCAUCAUCUUGGCUUCCGUCGUGCAACCCGGGCUCCCAGGGGAGCAAAGUAUGGUCAAGGGUCUGGUACAAUCUGGAUGAGUAACGUCGCUUGUCAAGGAGGAGAGGCAUCGCUACAACAGUGUCCUCGUGGAAGAGUGGGAACAUCUGACUGUAGUCAUAGCGAGGAUGCAAGUGUGGAGUGUGAAGCAGUUCGUUUAGUCAAUGGCGGAGCAUUAUAUGGCCGUGUUGAGGUUUAUCACAGUGGGGAAUGGGGCACAGUGUGUGAUGAUGCCUGGGAUAUCAAUGAUGCUAAUGUGGUGUGCCGUGAGCUGGGCUAUUCUCGUGCAUCCGGGGCUUCUACUGGAGCAAAGUACGGUCAGGGGUCUGGUACUAUCUGGAUGGAUAACGUCAAUUGUCAAGGAGAAGAAGCAUCGCUACGAGAGUGUACCUAUGACGCGGAUACAUCUGACUGCAGUCAUAGCGACGAUGCAAGUGUUGAGUGUGAAGUAAUGGUUCGUUUAGUCAAUGGCGGAGCAUCUUAUGGCCGUGUUGAGGUUUAUUACAGUGGGGAAUGGGGAACAGUGUGUGAUGAUGGCUGGGAUAUCAAGGAUGCUAGUGUGGUGUGUCGUGAGCUGGGCUUCUCUCGUGCAUCCAGGGCUCCGGGAAGUACAAAAUAUGGUCAGGGGUCUGGUACUAUCUGGAUGGAUGACGUCAUGUGUCAAGGAGGAGAGGCAUCGCUACUACUCUGUGCUCAUAAUGGAAUGGGGAAUGAGAACUGUAGUCAUAGCGAGGAUGCAAGUGUGGAGUGCGAGUAAAACCAUUACAGAAUUGUAAAGUUUUGAUUGUGAGUUAUCAUGUAGAUUUUUUCUGCAAUACCAAUCGACACUACUUAUUUGAAACUGACACGUUUGUUAUUCAUAGAAUAAUGGUAGAAAGUUCAAAGUUGUUCGAACAAAAAAUGAAAUAAAGAUCUCUAUUUUUGUAAGAAUUAUAUAGACUUUCUAAAAGUCCUAUUUUUUUUCUGUAGCAAGUAUUCAAAAUUAAAUAGACGUAGUUUGGCUAUGUUUUGGAAAAGGCGAUGCAUACAAGAACUGAGAAAUAGAGAGUGACCAUUGAUAAAAACAUUUAAACACACACUUAUUAUUGUCUUCAGGUGAUUCCAUGUUGCCUUUAGUUCACUUAGACGAUACGCGGGUAAAUAAAUGAUUGAUUGAUUGAUUGAUUGAUU
Orbicella faveolata is the source of this 9242-nucleotide messenger RNA. Its product is annotated as scavenger receptor cysteine-rich domain-containing protein DMBT1-like. Gene Ontology annotation, cellular component: plasma membrane. Gene Ontology annotation, molecular function: serine-type endopeptidase activity. The record is from RefSeq and is a predicted model, not a curated record. Lineage: Eukaryota; Metazoa; Cnidaria; Anthozoa; Scleractinia; Merulinidae. Gene Ontology annotation, biological process: zymogen activation.